AUGCAAGAUACAGAAUAUUUUGACGACUUAGCAGAAACUUUGACAUCUGACUUUUACAACCACUUGUUCUCAUAUUUUAUGACAUUAGAUAUUUCAAAGUUCAAUCCAAGACAAAUUCCACAUACCGAAGAGAGACAAACAUUGUUAGAAGCAAACAAGAGUGUAUAUGAACUGUUUAUAGAUGAGACUAACUUUGAGUGUUUAGAUGAAAGGUCAUUGUACGAUUCGUAUAAACAGUAUUGUCAAGAAUAUGGUUAUAUGGCAGCGUCUAAACGAACAUUCUUGGCAAAUAUCAAAAAUCUUUUAGAUGUUCAGAAUGGUGUAUAUACAAAGAAAAAUUUUUCUGAGUAA
Molecule: messenger RNA, 351 nt
Organism: Trichomonas vaginalis G3
Lineage: Eukaryota; Parabasalia; Trichomonadida; Trichomonadidae
Product: Poxvirus D5 protein-like family
Exons: 1
Coding region: 1-351 (116 amino acids)
Source: RefSeq, a predicted model, not a curated record